UUUUUAUAUCAGUCUUGGAUUGAUGGCGGAUUGACAAACAGACUUCCCAUCUUGUCUGAUGGAAGAACGUUGACUGUGUCACCCUUCAGCGGCAGAUUGGACAUCUGCCCUCAAGAUAGUGACCAAAACAAUUUCUACAUCUCCAUUGCAAAGCAAGAUUUCAUCUUCUCCGUUGCAAAUUUUGUCCGCCUCAGUCACGCCUUGUUCCCACCCAGUCGCGAGAGGAUGGAGUCUCUGUAUCACAAGGGCUUUGAUGAUGCUAUGAUGUUUCUACAGAAUAAAAACUGCUUUCAAUAACUCGUUUAACCUCGCUAGCCAUUUCUCGUGUGCGUACACUAUUUCACAAAUCAAGCAAAACAGAUUUACGGCGUAUAAAAUCAUCCACAAAUUGUUGCAGUAACUCUAAAGGCUGUGGUUGCCAGCUCUGAUUUGUCUACCUUUUUCAUGCCUCCAGUUUCCCUCUCCUCUGACUCUCAGUCUGAAGAAGGGUCUCGACCCGAAAACAUCACCCAUUCCUUCUCUCCAGAGAUGCUGCCUGUCCCGUUGAGUUACUCCAGCACUUUGUGUAGCAUGUAAGCUUCCAGCAUCUGCAGUUCCUUGUGUCUACUCUAAAACAUUGAAUUAAUUGAAUUGAAUUUCAAACAAAUUUGAACAAAAUUUUGUACCAUGCAGCCAUGACGGUAAAAAGCAACAAAACACACAAUUAACACAAUUUAACACAAACAUCCAGUACAGUGAAUCUCCAGGCACCAUCUCCUCACUGUGCUGGAAGGCAAAAAGUCACAUCUUCCCUGCUUCUUUUCCCGCAGUCAGGCAGUCAAACUGCUGUGUCGAGGCGAUUGAGGAUCUCGAUGUUGAAGCCCCCGCCGGGCGACGGUAGAUCUCGCGGCCAAUUUUAAGCCGCGCCGCGCGAUGAUUUAAGGCGUAAAGUCAAACUCUUGAAUGUACUAAGUGGGAUUUUAUGCAUUUUGUUGUUGCAUAGCAAGCCAUAUUAUGAUAGAACAUAGAAACAUAGAAACAUAGAAAAUAGGUGCAGGAGUAGGCCAUUCGGCCCUUCGAGCCUGCACUGCCAUUCAAUAUGAUCAUGGCUGAUCAUCCAACUCAGUAUCCUGUACCUGCCUUCUCUCCAUAUCCCCUGAUCCCUUUAGCCACAAGGGCCACAUCUAACUCCCUCUUAAAUAUAGCCAAUGAACUGGUCUCGACUACCUUCUGCGGGAGAGAAUUCCAGAGAUUCACCACUCUCUGUGUGAAAAAUGUUUUUCACAUCUCGGUCCUAAAAGAUUUCCCCCUUAUCCUUAAACUGUGACCCCUUGUUCUGGACUUCCCCAACAUCGGGAACAAUCUUCCUGCAUCUAGCCUGUCCAACCCCUUAAGAAUUUUGUAAGUUUCUAUAAGAUCCUCCCUCAAUCUUCUAAAUUCUAGCGAGUACAAACCGAGUCUAUCCAGUCUUUCUUCAUAUGAAAAUCCUGACAUCCCAGGAAUCAGUCUGGUGAACCUUCUCUGUACACCCUCUAUGGCAAGAAUGUCUUUCCUCAGAUUAGGAGACCAAAACUGUACGCAAUACUC
This is a messenger RNA of Leucoraja erinaceus (little skate), 1566 nucleotides long. RefSeq names its product patatin-like phospholipase domain-containing protein 4. The record is from RefSeq and is a predicted model, not a curated record. The transcript has 2 exons. Gene Ontology annotation, cellular component: membrane; lipid droplet; cytoplasm. The annotation marks the transcript as partial. NCBI's taxonomy places the organism in Eukaryota, Metazoa, Chordata, Chondrichthyes, Rajiformes, Rajidae. Gene Ontology annotation, biological process: lipid homeostasis; triglyceride catabolic process. Gene Ontology annotation, molecular function: triacylglycerol lipase activity.